Molecule: messenger RNA, 357 nt
Organism: Laccaria bicolor S238N-H82
Lineage: Eukaryota; Fungi; Basidiomycota; Agaricomycetes; Agaricales; Hydnangiaceae
Exons: 2
Coding region: 1-357 (118 amino acids)
Source: RefSeq, a predicted model, not a curated record
AUGAUUGGAAUGUUCUUCGUGCCCAGCGAUGUCAAGGACGCUCACCAGCAUGAAUCUGCGCUCAGAGUGACAAAUGCCUACAGUUCAUCUCAGGGUCUUGUCCUUCCUCUUCUGGGGUCCAAGCCUUUUUCCACUUCAACUUCCUGGGUCAGCAGGCCAAGCGAAGUCGAUGUCCGCAUAUUCCACAGCCCCCAAUUCCCAUGGCAUCAUCCCACUCCAUCUCCAACAAUCACACCUCUGGCUCACACAAGCACCCCAGAUUGGACAGAGGCGCAGCUGUUGCCUAGAGCCGGUCUCCUCCAGACAACUACAGCCACCACGCAAGCCCUAUCUCCUUCAGCUGAGGUCAAAGGCUAG